AUGAUAUCGAUCAGAUUUAUCGAUGCAAGUGGUCAGAAAAAAGCCUCGUCGCGUUGGAUACUAGAGGUCGUUGUAGUAGUGCGCUCUUGCAGUGCUAUGGCGAAGAUAGUGCAUGUAUUAUUGUAUAUUUUUACUUUUUACUUCAAGAAUAAUGACGCCGUCCAUAAAUUAUACAGAAGAAUAAAAUGUCUGGUAGUUGUCAAGCUAUCGAACAAUCACGAGGACUCGUCAUGCGCGCGGCGAGAUUCUCGUUCUCCGCCGGCUGGUUCUGAUGUGAUAUUGCCCAAUCGUCAUGUCAGAUUCAGAAAGAUGAAAAGAUGCACCAGAAGUAGACAAAAGUUGUUUACUUAUUUUCACAAUGCGCACGACGCUAUUUGUCAUCAACCUUACUCGACUCAGAGCUUAUCCUUGAUGAGUGGUUUUUUACCAGAAAGAACGCUUGUUAAUGUUGAUCUGUAA
Messenger RNA from Amoebophrya sp. A120, 459 nucleotides. The record is from the annotation of a GenBank genome assembly. Lineage: Eukaryota; Dinophyceae; Syndiniales; Amoebophryaceae.